CAGCAUCUUUUCUUCUAGUCCCAUAGCGCCAGUACGACUACAAUCAGUUCACCAUGCUUGACUCAGAUCAGUCCUGGCCUUUAUGGGGCAAUGACUCCCUCGACGGAGCAUUCGAUCUCGACAGCCCCGGCGACAACGCCGUCGUGACCAAGGUCCAUCGCCCUUUCUUAUUCGGCUAUCACCCUUCGAAACCCAAUGGCCGCGGCAUUCUUAUUCUCGGAGGUGGGGGAUAUGUUCAACUCAUGGUCGGUCGCGAAGGCGUCGCAGUUGCAAAAUGGCUCAACAGUCUUGGUUUCUACGCGUUCGUCCUGGUGCAUCGCUUCCCGAAUAGUGAGACUGGUGCGCAAGCGCCGUUGGAUGAUGGAAGAAGAGCUCUGAAGAUCAUUUCUGAGAGUGGACUUGCGCCAAAGGGUAUUAGCAUCUGCGGCCUCUCAUCUGGCGGUCAUCUCGGCGCUGCUCUUCUGGCAGAGUAUCCUCAAGUCUGGACAUCACCAGAUCCCGAAAUAUCGCAAAUCGAAUUCGCCGUAUUGGGUUACGGACCCAUUUCAACGAAUGCGGCUGGCCGUACAAUUAUUGAGAACAAACCUCCUCUGCCGCCGAAAGAAAAACAAGAACUGUACGAUGUUGUACAACCAGAUGUUCAGCUCCGAUCUCCUGCGCCGCCAGUAUUCAUCGUGUACUCCAACAAUGAUCCAGUUGUACCUGUCGUCAACGCGUAUCGCUUAGCACAGGGCUUUACAAAGGGCGGAGCACCGGUCGAGUUACAUAUCUUUGCUGACGCGCCUCACGGGUUUGCGCUGGAUAGCCCGAGGGAGUUGCCUGUAUCAAAGUGGCCGGUUAUGUGCGAGGCAUGGCUGAGGCAGAACAAUUGGAUAGAAUGAGUUUUAGAAUUCACAGAGCGCAAAGCUAUCAUUGACCUUCAUGGUAUCAACACCAAACG
Molecule: messenger RNA, 940 nt
Organism: Fusarium oxysporum Fo47
Lineage: Eukaryota; Fungi; Ascomycota; Sordariomycetes; Hypocreales; Nectriaceae
Product: Alpha/Beta hydrolase protein
Exons: 1
Coding region: 54-881 (275 amino acids)
Molecular function (GO): hydrolase activity
Source: RefSeq, a predicted model, not a curated record